This is a messenger RNA of Medicago truncatula (barrel medic), 671 nucleotides long. Its product is annotated as tetratricopeptide repeat protein 4 homolog. The transcript is spliced from 5 exons. Gene Ontology annotation, cellular component: nucleus; cytosol. The coding region runs from base 30 to 560 and encodes 176 amino acids. The record is from RefSeq and is a predicted model, not a curated record. Gene Ontology annotation, molecular function: Hsp90 protein binding; Hsp70 protein binding. Gene Ontology annotation, biological process: protein folding. Lineage: Eukaryota; Viridiplantae; Streptophyta; Magnoliopsida; Fabales; Fabaceae.
AAAAUAGAGGCUUGAAGGUUGGGAAGGCUAUGUAUCGAGAACUUACUGGGUUAAGGAAACCUGUGUUUGACAAAAGUAACAUCCUUCAUUGGCCUGUUCUUCUUUUGUAUGCAGAAGUUAUGUCUAGUGACUUCAUUGAGGAUUUCUGCGAGACCGACAUGUUUACGGUUCACCUUGAUAUGGUAUUUUCAGAAGAUCAGCCGCUUCCAUGGGAUGUUGAAAACAAUUACAAACGUGAAUUUAUUGAGUUAUACUACGAGGCAAUUGGUUCUGGACCUCGUCUAUCUAAGCAAAAACUCCUUCAUUAUCUAUUAGAGGGAACUCCAGCAACUUCUAGUGGGGAAGUUAUUGGCGAUGAACUCAAAGAUGCAGUUGAGGAUUUUAAGCAAAACAAAAGCUCCCCGAAAUGGAUCAAAGUCAAUGAGAGGAGAACACUCCAUGAUGUUCUGAAAGAGCCCAAUUUCAUCAUUCCUGAGAUCCCAGUCUUCUAUGUUGUUUCUAAGCAAUCCAGCUUUUAUAGCAAAUUCAAAGAUGGAAAGUGGGCUCCUCCAAGUGUAUGAAAGGAAGCAACAAGAAUCUGACAUGUUUUGCAGUAGCUAGAUUCAAGAUUUCUGGCUGUAGUUGUUCUAUCAAAUAUAAUGCUAGAAUUGGAGGAACCUUGCAUGGAUGUA